GGGAGUGGUGGCAGUAGUGAUGGGAAAUAAAAGAGAUCUGAGGAACUGAAUCGCAGGAGAAUGCAGUUACCAGAGUUUUAGUGAAACAGCUCGCAGAUGCAAGCCCGGAGGCAGAGGGAGGGAACAAGGCUGGGCUUAGCAACCUGCUAUUGGGAUUUAGACAAAGGCGGUUUGAGAGGCAGAGAGAAUGAGGAGGGAUCAGUUGCUAAUAUCAGCAUGGGGACUGAGCCAGCAGCUGGACUCCCGGCAUGAAACUGAAUAAAUUCACAGCGUCUCCUUCAGGGUAGAAAUUGCUGGAGUAUGUACCAAAAUAAGAACUCAGAGAAAAAAGUAAGUUUGGGAAAGGACUUACAGAUUUUCACCAUCUUUGAAAUCUCUCUCGUCUUUGAGGCAUGUCUUCUUUGAUGCGUUACCUCUUUAUACUUUCUGUCUCUUGUGUAAUAAUUUUUAUCGUGCUCUAUGUGUUCAGUUUUGGGGGAGAGCAGAGCUUCCAGAGGCUGAAUAAUUCGGACACUCUGCUGCUGACUCAAGUUUGCACAUCCUUUUUCAAAGGCAAAACCCCUUUCCUGUGGAGAAACAAACUAAUGAUAUAUGAGAAGUCUUCUUGCAAAGAAUAUCUGACCCAGAGCCACUAUAUCACUGCCCCUUUAUCCAAAGAAGAGGCUGAAUUUCCUUUGGCAUUUAUAAUGGUCAUCCAUCAUAAUUUCAAUACCUUUGCCAGGCUCUUCAGAGCUAUUUACAUGCCUCAGAAUGUCUACUGUGUUCAUGUGGAUGAAAAGGCGACAGUUGAAUUUAAAGAUGCAGUGGAGCAAUUACUGAGCUGCUUCCCAAAUGCCUUUCUGGCUUCCAAGAUGGAGCCAGUUGUGUAUGGUGGGAUUUCCAGGCUCCAGGCUGACCUGAACUGCAUCAAAGAUCUUGUGGCCUCGGAGAUCCCAUGGAAGUACGCCAUCAACACGUGUGGGCAAGAUUUCCCCCUGAAAACCAACAAGGAAAUAGUUCAGUAUCUGAAAGGAUUUAAAGGGAAAAACAUUACCCCCGGGGUGCUGCCUCCAGCUCAUGCAAUCGGCCGGACUAAAUAUGUUCACCGGGAGCACCUGGGCAAAGAGCUCUCCUACGUGGUGAGAACCGCAGCUCUGAAACCGCCUCCUCCCCGUAAUCUCACCAUUUACUUUGGCUCUGCCUAUGUUGCUCUCUCAAGAGAAUUUUCCGACUUUGUUCUCCAUGACCCGCGGGCUGUUGAUUUGCUCCAGUGGUCCAAAGACACUUUCAGUCCUGAUGAACAUUUCUGGGUGACGCUCAAUAGGAUUCCAGGUGUCCCUGGCUCCAUGCCAAAUGCAUCAUGGACUGGUAACCUCAGAGCCAUCAAGUGGAUUGACAUGGAAGAUAAACACGGAGGUUGUCAUGGAGACAUAUCAGUGAAAAAAUUGCUGCGUGGGAUAUCUGAGAGUUUCCUGCCAAUGCUCUCCUCUAGGACUUUUAUGGUGUUGGGACUUAUAUGCCACUACGUUCAUGGCAUUUGUAUCUAUGGAAAUGGAGACUUAAAGUGGUUGAUUAAUUCACCAAGCCUUUUUGCUAACAAGUUUGAGCUCACUACAUACCCCCUUACUGUGGAAUGCCUAGAACUGAGACUUCGAGAAAGAACCCUAAAUCAGAGUGAAACCGCAAUACAACCCAGCUGGUAUUUUUGAUCUACUGAAACUUAUAAUCAAAGGGAAAUGGCAAUUGGGAGGAAGAGCCUUUGUGAGAGGACUUUGCCAUGGUUAACAUUUUCAGGACUGAGGUUAUGGCUUCAGGAUCUGGCCAUACUAUUAUAUAUUACAAUAUCCACUGGACACUGUGAAAUACAUUAACACAAUGGCUGCAUGGAGCUAUCCUGGCACUUUGGCCACUCUGGCUGUUUCUAGAUGCUCACCUCUAUGUCAGUUUGUUGUUCUGCUCAAGGAUCAAUGUAAGUGUCAUCAUAUCUUUGCAUCAGAUAGUCAUUAUAUAUAAAUGUUCUAAUCAAAAGCAGGAUUGUAGGUAAUAUGACUUAGGAAAAUGGUUUCUCUGAAGAGGCAAUCUUUUAUAACAGAUCUAUAGCCACAUAUUAAUGGACACAACUCUUUGCUCAACUGCACAUAGACAUACAAGCAGCUUUCAGGGUAACUCAUUUAUCUCCUCUAAAAUUUGAGCUACUAGGGCUGAGAACCAGAUCCUGUUCCUGAGUUUUAAAACUAGCAUUUUUCAGUUUACUUGUCUGAAGUUCUGUAUAGAAUAUAAAGUCAUAACAGGAGGCAGGAUGUGUUUUAAGACAGCAGCUUCCGUAAAAGGUCCCAGGGGAACAGAACAUAUCUGAUUAUUUCAGAACAUGCCCUGAUCCCUCUUCCAUCCUUUUUCAUUGAGAACACCGAAAAGUUCUCACAGAAUGAAGAUACUCCUAGAAGAGAGGUGGUAUUGUGUGGAUCUAGCCUCAAGUCUCAUACCUCAAAAUGAAUCACUUUACUCUUCAUCACCACCCUCCACCCUCACCAAAGUUAUCUUACUUGCAAAAUGGAGACCAAAUUUUAUCCAUAUCAUUCUCUAAGUGGCUUUGCAAUGCCUGGUGCUGAAAAGAACGCCAAGAAGUUUAAGAGCUUUCAUUUGUGGGUGAGCAUCUGUGCCAUUUAUCCCUUGUCCAUUCACUCAUCCAAUUUGUUCAGCAUGCAGUCAAUAAAUAUUUCUUGAAUGUUUAUUAUGUACCAAACAUGUGCUGAGACAAAGCAGGAAAAUUAAGAUGGAAGCUUUUUCACUCUAAAAAUCUUGGUAAUAAUGUUAACAUUGGAAAGACUGCUGUAGAGAACCUUAGAUAAUGAUUGUACUUUAAUGUAUUCAUAUGCAUGAUUGUAGAUUGUGAUAUCAGUAAUUACAAAUUGAGGUUUAAAUCAGAGAUCAUUCAAAAGAAAGGAAGGAGGAGACAGAAGCUAAAAAGCCUAUUGUGUUCAAGGCAUUUUGCUAGCCCACUAUUCAAACCUCACAACCCUCUCAUGAGGUCCUCAUUAUUAUCCCCAUUUUGCAAAUGAGGUAAGUGAGGCUUAGAGGAGUUGUUGCUAAACACUAAUAACCAAGUUCCUUUCUGACAACUGAGAUUCUACUAUUGGUCUUAGUCCAUUUCCUGAGGUGAAAUAUUAGAGAAGGUAAAAUAUAGCCACAUUUACUAUACGAGAGAAGGUAGGUUUUAAGAAUGAUCUUAGUGUUAAAAUUGAGAAAAGGUCCUGUCACCUCAGAAAAAUAUGACGUCUACUUUUCUAUUCUGAUCUAUUGAGUUCCUUGAUAUUUAUUCUGAUGAAAAGCUGUUACUACAACUAAUGAUGCAUUUAAUUAACACAAUUUUUUCUUUAUUCUAUAAUUGCACCUGUUGAAAAUUAAUCAUAUUUAAAGGGAAUGACUUUGAAAUAAAGCCUUCUUUGCUCCUGCAGCUUAAAACAAUGGAACCGUAUUGGGAGGUAAAAGGCUGAGGGGAGGAAACACAGCGAGAAUUAAUGGCAGAGUCAUUUUUCAACUUCUCCAAAUGACAUCACCUGAAAAGAAGAAAUGUUUUACACUGGAUCUUUCGCACAUAGAAUGAGAAAUCUUUUGGAAUAGAUGUUUACAUGUUUGUUGUUGGUCAUCUCUCCUGUGUCUUUAGUACUUUAAUGUUGGAAGAGUAUAGUGUUGGGCUACUGGGUUUCUCCUCCCCAUGGAGAUGCUCAAAAACUACUGAAUCCAUGUUUGUUUUCAAUGAUG
Molecule: messenger RNA, 3741 nt
Organism: Pteronotus mesoamericanus
Lineage: Eukaryota; Metazoa; Chordata; Mammalia; Chiroptera; Mormoopidae
Gene: GCNT2
Product: glucosaminyl (N-acetyl) transferase 2 (I blood group)
Exons: 4
Coding region: 393-1688 (431 amino acids)
Biological process (GO): transforming growth factor beta receptor signaling pathway
Cellular component (GO): membrane
Molecular function (GO): acetylglucosaminyltransferase activity
Source: RefSeq, a predicted model, not a curated record